GUGGCUGGUCGUAAGGGAUUCCCUCAUGUGAUUUACGCUCGUCUUUGGAGGUGGCCUGAUCUUCAUAAAAAUGAACUCAAGCAUGUUAAAUAUUGUCAGUAUGCUUUUGACUUAAAAUGUGACAGUGUCUGUGUAAAUCCUUACCAUUAUGAGCGUGUAGUAUCGCCUGGCAUCGAUCUCUCAGGACUGACACUACAGAGUUCUGCUCCAUCAAGCAUGUUGGUGAAAGAUGAAUACGUUCAUGACUACGAGGGGCAGCCAUCGUUGUCUUCUGCUGAAGGCCAUUCAGUCCAAACCAUCCAACACCCACCUAGUAACAGGGCAUCUACAGAGCCUUAUAGCACCCCAACCUUGUUAGCUCCUACUGAGGCUAGCACUACCAGCACCACUAAUUUUCCCAACAUUCCUGUGGCUUCAACAAGUCAACCUACAAGUAUAUUGACAGGUAGCCAUAGUGAUGGACUCUUACAGAUUGCUUCAGGGCCUCAGCCAGGAACUCAGCAGAAUGGGUUUACAGCUCAGCCAGCUACUUACCAUCAUAAUAGUACUACAACUUGGACUGGAAGUCGGACAGCAGCUUACACACCUACCAUACCUCACCACCAGAAUGGCCAUCUUCAGCAUCACCCACCUAUGCAUCCUGGACAUUACUGGCCAGUUCACAAUGAACUUGCGUUCCAGCCACCUAUAUCAAAUCAUCCUGCUCCAGAAUACUGGUGUUCAAUCGCAUACUUUGAAAUGGAUGUGCAAGUUGGGGAAACAUUUAAGGUCCCUUCAAGCUGUCCCAUUGUCACUGUUGAUGGAUACGUGGAUCCUUCUGGUGGAGACCGGUUUUGCCUGGGUCAGCUUUCCAAUGUGCAUAGAACAGAAGCCAUCGAAAGAGCAAGGUUGCACAUAGGUAAAGGGGUGCAGUUGGAAUGCAAAGGAGAAGGUGACGUGUGGGUCAGGUGCCUCAGUGACCACGCGGUCUUUGUUCAGAGUUACUACCUGGACAGAGAAGCAGGACGUGCACCAGGGGAUGCUGUUCACAAGAUUUACCCAAGUGCAUACAUAAAGGUGUUUGAUUUGCGCCAAUGUCAUCGUCAGAUGCAACAACAGGCUGCCACUGCCCAAGCCGCUGCUGCUGCUCAAGCUGCAGCAGUAGCUGGAAACAUCCCUGGACCAGGAUCAGUAGGUGGAAUAGCCCCAGCUAUUAGUUUGUCAGCUGCUGCUGGAAUUGGUGUAGAUGACCUUCGCCGUUUGUGCAUACUCAGGAUGAGCUUUGUAAAAGGUUGGGGACCCGAUUACCCAAGACAGAGCAUCAAAGAGACACCAUGCUGGAUUGAGAUCCACUUACACCGUGCCCUCCAGCUCCUAGAUGAAGUACUUCAUACCAUGCCGAUUGCAGACCCACAACCUUUAGACUGA
Molecule: messenger RNA, 1407 nt
Organism: Indicator indicator
Lineage: Eukaryota; Metazoa; Chordata; Aves; Piciformes; Indicatoridae
Product: mothers against decapentaplegic homolog 4-like
Exons: 10
Biological process (GO): anatomical structure morphogenesis; SMAD protein signal transduction; transforming growth factor beta receptor signaling pathway
Cellular component (GO): heteromeric SMAD protein complex
Molecular function (GO): I-SMAD binding; RNA polymerase II cis-regulatory region sequence-specific DNA binding; DNA-binding transcription factor activity, RNA polymerase II-specific
Source: RefSeq, a predicted model, not a curated record